Molecule: messenger RNA, 1782 nt
Organism: Cucurbitaria berberidis CBS 394.84
Lineage: Eukaryota; Fungi; Ascomycota; Dothideomycetes; Pleosporales; Cucurbitariaceae
Product: thiamine pyrophosphate enzyme
Exons: 6
Coding region: 1-1755 (584 amino acids)
Biological process (GO): L-valine biosynthetic process
Cellular component (GO): mitochondrion; acetolactate synthase complex
Molecular function (GO): flavin adenine dinucleotide binding; acetolactate synthase activity; thiamine pyrophosphate binding
Source: RefSeq, a predicted model, not a curated record
AUGAUUUACUUACGGGAUUCAAGUUACACUACAGCAUUUGCGCUAUUCGACGCACUGUGGGAGGCUGGCAUCACCGCCUGUUUCGUUACUGUCGGUUCAGAUCAUCCAUCCAUUAUCGAAGCUAUCAUCAAAGGCAAAAGAGAGCGACCAGAGACAUGGCCAAGAUUUAUCACCUGUCCCUCAGAGAUAACGGCCAUAUCGAUGACAGAUGGGUACGCGAGGGUUUCUGGCCGGCCACCAGCUGUCAUCGUGCACGUAGACGUUGGAACACAAGCUCUUGGCCAAGGACUCCAUAAUGCGAGUGUUGGACGCGCGCCUGUCUUCAUCUUCGCGGGUAUGUGCCCCUACACCGAAGCUGGCGAAAAGAUUGGUUCUCGGACGGAAUAUAUGCACUGGUUACAGGAAGCACCUGACCAAAAGGCUACCGCCCGCCAAUACUGCAGAUAUACUGGAGAGAUUCGAAGUGGGCUCAACGCCAAGCAAACUGUCGCGCGUGCUCUACAGUUUGCAAGCAGUGCACCAAAAGGACCAGUGUACGUGACCAGCGCACGAGAGACUCUUGCGGAGAUAAUUGAAAAGCCAUAUUCACUUGACCAGGAAUACUGGAAACCAAUUGGACCAGGUGCUCUACCAACCGAGGGUGUGGAAGAGCGACCUCUUGUGAUCACAGGUUAUUCAGGCCGAGACAAGCGUUGUCCCGAUCAUCUAGUUGCACUGGCGGACCUUAUACCGGGUUUGCGAGUUCACGACACAGGGGGUAGCGACCUUUGCUUCCCCUUCUCCCAUCCAGCCUCACAAGGGUUUCGCCUCAGCACAGAUAAUUGCACUCAAAACGCUGAUAUGAUCUUGCUCCUCGAAUGCGACGUACCCUGGAUUCCUUCUAAAAAUCCGCCCGCCCACAACACACGCAUUUACCACCUCGAUAUUGAUCCUUUGAAUCAGCAAAUCCCAGUGUCUUUCUUUCCAGCCCAUGGCCGAUGGAGAGCCGAUUGCUAUACUGCCCUAAAUCAACUUGUGUCGUACAUCACGAAAUCGCCUUUCGGAAAAGCUCUCCAACAUGUUUCAUACCAAGAGCGUAAGACCACUCUUGUAGAGGCACCCAAAGAGCGGCUUGAUGAAAUCGCCACUCGAUGUCGACUGGACGAUGAAGAGUCACUAGACGCUAGCAAUAUCGGUUACUUGCUCAAGCGCACCCUUCCAGAGUCAACAGUAUUUGUAAUCGAGGCAGUGACUUAUGCUCAUUGGAUCGGUUGUGGUGCCACUGGUAUUGGUUGGAGCAAUGGCGCUGCAUUAGGUGUUAAAAUGGCCUUGGACGACGCAGUCCCUACAACUGGAAGACCUCAACCAAGCUUUGUCUGUCAAGUCGUUGGCGAUGGCAGCUUUAUGUGUGCCGCACCCUCGAGUUCUCUGUGGGUCGCCUCAAAGUACAAUAUUCCUGUUCUCACGAUCGUGCUCAAUAACGGUGGAUUCAACGCUCCCAGAAAGUCUACGCAGAUAGUGUAUCCGGAGGGCCUGAACAAAGGAGCUACUGGUGACGAGAUGAAUAUCUCAUUCGAACCAUCUCCAAACUACGCAGCCCUUGCAGAGGCAGCCUCUGGAAGCUCUGCAUCGAGAGGUGGCAUCCAGAUUGAAGGCCAGUGGAUGCUAGGCGUGCAAGUAAACGCUGUGGGUUCGCUAAAGACAGAGCUUGGUAAAGCCUCAAAACGGAUUCUAGAAGCUGGGAAGGGGAUGUUGAUUGAGGCUCUGAUACCGUGAGACGUCAGGCUAAAACUGCUCACAGGG